CUUAGAGUGAGUAAUGGCCAAUGCUGUCCUUCCAGUUGCUUCCCAACAUUUGUAACUCCCAGCAAGCUUAGCCAGUCUCUUAGUCACGGUUUACAACAACCGCUGGGACACGGUGAAAGCCGUUGCAAAUAAUUUCGUCGCCUCCCUCGGAACCUAACUCCCAGCCAUUUGUUUCUACUCGGUAACUAUUCUGCUGCACUCCCGCCUCCACAGCGCGCUGGAAGAUGUAGUUUCUAUGGUUUUCGUGGCGGAAGAGAGUGUUUGCAGGACGCGCUUCCGGUUUGUGACGUGUAACGGGAAGGGUCGCUUCCUGCCGGGGACUGAAACCGAUAGAGCGGCUACCUGAAAGGAUAGGAGGGCGAGCUGGUGGGAGACUGAGAUAGUAACUCGCAGCAGUGAGAGGAUUUAGGAUUGUUAGUAAAUACUCUGACUAUAUCGCUACACACCCCCUGCCUUAGGUAAGCUCUGUGUGUGUGUGUAUAUGUAUGUAUAUAUGUACAUUGUGUGUGUGUACAUGGUGUGUUGGGUGUUAUUUGUGUAUAUUACACACUCACUGUGCACAGCUGGCCAGGUACACACUCAUUUAUCUUCCCUUUACUUACAGGCCAAGUCACCAUGAGGUUAUACAGUUUGAGUAUACUUUAUAAAGGGGAUUACAAGGUCCAUCUGCUGAAAAGUGCCUAUGAUUUGUCCUCCUUCAGUUUCUUCCAAAGAUCCAGGUAAGAUGCUCCAUGUGAACCACUUGUGAUUGGUAUAUGUUUUUCACAGUUCCAGAAGUAAUUGCUAUUGACACUCCCGCCAAUGAUGGUAGUCCAUUACAGCUGUUAUUACAGAGGUUAGCCAUCAUUGUAUUACUGGUACCAGCAUAAGAGUGAGACCAUAUGCAAUUCAUCACAAGAAGAUGUGUGCAGUAAAAAAAGUUUAAAGGGACACUAAAGGACAAUAAUAGGGGGUGGGGGCAGAGAUCACUAUAUUGUUAGGAACACGACUUUGUAUUCCUAACAAUCCCAUUAAAAUCUUUAUUUUUUGGUUUGCUUAUGCAAAAGUUUUGUUAUGUGGUUUUAUAUAUGUUGGCCUACAUGAAAACCCAUGCAGGUAUGACUAGUAGUGAUGUCCUGAACGGUUCGCCGCGGACGGCGAACAUAUGCGCUGUUCGGUCCGCCCCCUAUGUCAUCAUUGAGCAAACUUUGACCCUGUACCUCACAGUCAGCAGACACAUUCCAGCCAAUCGGCAGCAGACCCUCCCUCCCAGACCCUCCCACCUCCUAGACAGCAUCCAUUUUACAUUCAUUGUGAAGCUGCAUUCUUAGUGAGCUGUCCAGGAGGUGGGAGGAUCUGGGAGGGAGGGUCUGCUGCUGAUUGGCUGGAAUGUGUCUGCUUACUGUGAGGUACAGGGUCAAAGUUUACUCAAUGAUGACGAAUAGUGGGCGGACCGAACAGCGCAAAUGUUCGCCGUCCACGGCGAACCGUUCGGGACAUCUCUAAUGACUAGUAUUAAAUAAAAUCACCAUUUGUAAUCCGUUCUUGCAUUCUAAUCACUGCAUGUCUCCAUAGUGUCCAGGAAUUUAUGACUUUCACCAGUCAGUUAAUAGUGGAGCGGUCACAGAAAGGAAGUCGAUCAUCUGUGAAAGAGCAAGGUAAGUGAUGGUAAAAAAAUUACUGACUUGGGAAAUAAAGGAGAAUAUGAUUCAAAGAGAAUAGAUCUAGAGCAGCGGUUCCCAAACUGUGUGCCAGGGUAGCGGGGAAUAUUUCCCCGGUGCUAUGAUUAUAGCACCGCGGAAAACAUUACUGCUCAAUAUGGACCCGGUCGAGUGCCGCGGCCCUUUAAGACCGCAACCAGGCCCCUGUAAUGUCGGCCGGCUAGGAUCAAGUGACAACCUGUCCAUUCCUACCAGCGUCAUGCAGGUAAACAGCUUGGGAGGGAGAGGAGCAUGAAGAGCUCCAGACCCCUCACUCUUACAGCAGCAGCAUGACUCCACCACCCUCCUGGCACAUAAGGUAAGCUAACAGGAGGGUGGCUGGAGAUAAAAAAAAAAAAAAAAAUCACGUGUGUAUGUGAAUAUAUCUGUGUGUUUUUAUGUCGGUGUGUAUCUGUGUCAUGGUGGGGGCAUGUAUCAAUGUUUGUGUCAGGGUGCAUGUGUGUAUAUGUCGGUGUGUAUUUAUAUGCAUAUCUGUGUGGAUGUGCAUGAAUAUCUGUGUAAGUACGUAUGUAUGUAUGUGCAUACAUCCAAUUAGUCAAACACCAGCACAACAUACAAGCACACUCCUGCAAUCUAACACAAAUGUUACAUACAAACACAUCCCUUUACUCAAGCACAAAUACUUCACACAAAUGUUAAAAGUGAAUAUUAGAGGGGGCGGGGCCUGACAGCCAAGAUGGCCAGACGUGCUUACUGAGGGCUCUUGCACCAGCAGGCACAAAAACGACUAUUCUGACUACCCAAACAAUGCCAGCUACACGAGACACCCAAAAAACGAAACAGGACCACACGGGGAAUAGAAAGGUACCCGUCCUGCACCGAAACAUGAAACAAGCACCUGAACCGGCCACGCGGCCCACACCAGAGCGGAGCCUGAGGCCUGGGGGAAGCGGCCGAUCUCCCGGCACGGGACCUGCUCAGAAACGGCAAUCGAACACUGCCCUGCUACCCCCCCAUCUGGACCGGCGGGGGUUAUCCUGGUCCUCGCGGGGGUCGACUACCCCAACAACGCGGCUCAAACAAGCGACUAAACCUGCAGCCGAGAGGGACUGUGUGGGCCCAAGCAAGAUGGCGGCACGGACGCGUCUGGCGACAAACAGCACCCUCACCACACCACCCAAGCACACCCUGGAGUUCUUUGACAGGCUCUGUGCCAACAUAGGGACAAAAUUCCGCACCAAGGGCCAGCACUACCACCUGGUGUUGAGGGAAAUGGCGGCAUGGAUUCGCCCGGCUACCCGACGCCUCCUAUGCAGAUACCCACCCCGAGCCUCCAGACAGAGAAAAGGUUGGAGACUGGAAUGGUGGGAAAUGGCGUCAUACCCCCCAGACUCCAGCACUCGCCCUCACACACACCAGAGCGAGACCACCAAGCCUGCCCGACCUACUCACCACUCAGCGGCACCAGAAUCAUUCGACCAACGAAGCGCAACUUAUACUAUCACCGCAAUGCAGCACAUCACCCUACCAGCGACAGACACGGGCGGAGAGACCCUCCAAGACCUACGGGUGACAGAGCAGAGCCGUGGCACCAACUCUACCAAUGUACCUGGCCCACCUGUCAAGCCUCCAGAACUGGCAUUGGCUAAUCAAGAUGGACUGCACCGGAGACGGAAUAUGCUCCUACAAGCCCGUGAGCGGUGAUAAAGCAUUAUCCCACUGUACAGGCUACAACUAAAGCACCGUUCCUAUGUCUAUUAUUACCUCAGCUUGCUAAUGUAAUAUGCACUGCUUGACCGAUUUACUUUGCUCUUGCUCGUUAGCCAUGCUCCUUAUUUAUGUUCUGCUUAGCACUUCUCGUGAUACAAGCACAUAUGCCUGGUAUUAGAAAUAUGUACCUCGCCUGAUAUAUCCACAAACCAUACAGGCAUACGUUAUACCUAAUCGAUAGCUGAAGUAUAUUUUUCAUUUAGCACACACAAUAUCCCCACAUGCCUCCUCGCAUCUACGCAGCCUGUCACUGGGGCAUAGCAUGAUUCACCCACGGCAGCCAGGCCACACACAUGCCAUUCACUCAUACACAACAGGCUACACCUAACAUGCAUUAAGCUACUCUCCCAAUACACUAUCACAAUGACAAUCAACUUAUGCUUAUAAAUGUAUAUGGCAUGUACCUAACUGUUAACAACAACAACAACAAAAAAAUGUGCAGUACUAUAGUGCCAAAUUGUGAAUAUUGAUACACAUAAUAUGCGUGCUGUUGUGGCACACUACACAUGCUUGUUAUUUCCAUGCACAGAAAAAAUAAAGAAUUGAAAAAAAAAAAAAAAAAAAGUGAAUAUUAAAUUCAGACACACCUGUGCAAUCAAACGCAAACAUCUCUUACAAACACACCCCUGUAUUAAAACACACUAAAUGUAUACAAGCACCUCUUCAAACACCAACACUGUACAUUACACUAUAGCGCCAGUAAAUGUGGCAACGCUGUACAGCUAUACAACCUAGAAAUUUUGACUUGGGGUGCCUUGGAAAAAUAUUGAAAUAUUAAGGGUGCCUUGAACCUAAAAGGUUUGGGAACCACUGAUCUAGAGGUUUAGUCACUAAACUCAAAUUGUAGCAAAUAUAAAUAUGAAUGGUAAAAUUUAGGCAAGUAUAGCUGAUUUUGAGAAAUGAUCCAUCUUCCUUGUAUAAUUCUCCAUAGUCUCAAGUUAGCUAUUUUAGAUUAAAUAUAGAUGGGGAGGGAUGGGGUAAUUUAAAAAUGUGUCUGCAAUGGAAAGAGAAGUCAGUACUUGGUCACAUGCAUCUAUUAUGUGCUGUACGUUGUUACAUAUGGGUGACACUGGCAGUGGGAACAAAGAGAGCAUUGUUUUGUUACUCUUGCCUGUUAUCACUCUAAAACCUUCCUUCGGAUAUUAGACAGCUUUUGCAUUAUGCAAUGAGGAGACUAAUAUGUUGAGAUGAAUAUGUUGAUAGUAUGAAAAUUUUAGCUAUCCAUUUUUCAUUUUAUCUUUUAAUAUGUUAAAUUACUAAAAGUAAAAAUAAUGCAAAAACUAAAGGAUGAGAAAGAUUUAAGUAUCCAUUACAAAUCUUCUUUUUUUUUUGUGAUCUAAGUGAAAGAGACACAGGUCGUCUCUUGAUGCUAAUAAGUGUUUUAACUUCCAUUCGAUAUCUUUACACUGUCAGAGUAGUUAGUUUUGGGUACCUUGCAUUCCACCUCACUUAAGGCAGUUAUGAGUGGAACGCAUGUUGGAACAUAGCAUUCUAACACAAUUUGUACCAGCAGGGCUGGGGAUUUCUAGAAUCUAUACUAAGCAGAACCCUGAAUAACUGGAACACAUAUAAGAAUAUUGUUUAUCUGUUUGUGUAUAAAAUCAUAGGCCCGUUUGAUAUUGUUUAUUCUUGUAAUUUCUCAUGAUGUGUAAUAAUAAUAAAAACAAAAAAUCUAUAAAGAAGUUGAUCUAUUUCUUUGCAAAAUCAUCAGUAACACUCACUGUCCAUCAUGCUUUCCCCUCUUACAGAAUAUUUGUGCCAUGUCUAUGUAAGAAACGACUGUCUAGCUGGGGUGGUUAUUGCUGAUACAGAAUAUCCUCAAAGAGUCUGCUUCACCCUGUUGGAGAAGGUAAAUAAGAUUUAUGAAUAAAACUUUGGGACUGCAGUUAUAAAAGUCUGAAGGUUUAUUUUUUGUUUCUUCUUGUUCUUUUAUAGCGUCAUUAUCCAGAAUACUUUUCAUUGCAUUGAUCCCAGAUGGAUGAAAAUUUCAAUUAGGUUUUUCUUUUUGCAAACACAAAUCCCAACAUGAUGAGGCAAACACACACUUUCAUACAUUGUAAUUCACCACACGACAAUUAUACAAAUGAACUGCGAUAGCUGAUCGCUUUGAUCUACAUUUUGUAUAUUUCAAUUAAAAAUUAAUUUCUUUGUCAAUUUAAAAACAAUGAAACACAGACAACAAAUCUAUUCCAAGCACCAUAACUACUAUAGUACACUAGUUCCAGUUGUCCCCGGGCACCUUUAACUAAUAACAUGUUAAAUCUUUUACAUAUUUUCAUACUUAUCUUACUUUGUCAAACUCCUGGGGUCCUUCCAGUCUGAGCUGAUCUGAUAAAGUGUAAGCUCAUUCUUCUGAAUUAUCAUACCAAUUUACACCUGGUUUAACCCCUUAAGGACCAAACUUCUGGAAUAAAAGGGAAUCAUGACAUGUCACACAUGUCAUGUGUCCUUAAGGGGUUAAACAGCUGACACUCUUUCAAUGAGCUAGUCUGCUCUAGAGGGUUUAACUCAGGAGAGCUAACAGAAUCUCUUUAGCAGGAGCUUCCAGUUCUCCUGAAAGCUGUCAUGAGCAACACCCAGGGGAUCCCAGGUAUAAAGUCAAUUCUCUUUCUAUUGGUUUGUCUACUUAUAAUGGGCUGGAGUGUUCCUUUACUUUUGCAAUUUGCCUUCCGCCAGACAGUAAAUGUUUUGUUGUUGUUUUUUCUUUAUUUCAGACAAAUGCUGUAUUUCUAGCUUUAUGAAAAGAAUAAAAUAAAUUUCUUGUUUGUAACUUCUGCUUUACCCCUGAUCCUUGACAAACAACUUACAGUGGCUCUGUCACCUCAGACUUACUUCUUGUAUGGUUUCUUUUUCUCUUCCUCUUUCAGAAUCUGUUGUUCUUGUCUUCAUUUCGGAUCUAUUUCUCAAAAAAAAGACAAAGUAGGGAAUACUGUGACUUAUGUAUUUUUCCUAAGCUUGACAAUUGUCACAGAACUGCCUUUGUCAAGCUAGCAAUUGGUGAAACUUGCCUUAAGCUCCACUCUUUGUCAAGAUUGCCAAGUGUUGGAAAAAUGCAUAAGAUAAAGUAGUCUCUGCUUUCUCUUAUGUUUUAAAGGGAAAUACAUCAGAAAAGAAGAGAUUCUGAACAAGGAUGAGAAGAGGAAACAAUAGGAUAAAGUUAAGUUUGAUGUGACAGAGCCACUUUAACCAUUUCAUAGUUAACUAGGUAGUAUUUUUUUCUUGAUGUACUUGUUUUAGUAUCACAGCCAAUGUAUAUGUAUUUCUCCAGGUGCUUGAAGAGUUCUCCACCCAGGUUGACAGAAUAGACUGGCCAUCUGGCUCUCCCUCAACCAUCCAAUAUGAUGCUUUGGAAUCUUACCUCAGCAAGUAUCAGGUAUUUGGACAGCUUAACAACUUGAAUGCCACACACAUAAAAUAACACAACUUAAAGGGACACUAAUGUGUGCAAUAAACAUAUAUUGAUUUUAACCUCAGUAUGUCAGUGGGGUUUUAGAUUUCAGGGAUUUACCUGUAAUCCAGUGUUGAGACAACCUCUUGUUUGCAACUCAAUAUGCCUUUACUCAUCAGGCCUUGUAAUAUUUCUGUACACUUAAAUGCUUCUCAUUGAAAGCAUUUUGUACUUUCCACAUGUUAUCAGGACUUAAUAUACAUGCCUAUAGUGAAGCAUUGAAUGUUCAAAAUCUUCAUGCAAUGUGGAUGGUAAAUUAAAUGGAUAUCUUAGGGGUCUGUUAAGCCAAGGAUGGUGAUGGGGUAGCUCCCUCUAGGAUGUAACCUUGAGCUAGGAACCCCUCAUGGAGAAUAUAUUUUCAGCACAGCUGGAGGGCUGAUAGGCAACCCUGCAUUAUAUACUUUACAAUGUUGGGUCAUGUCAAUACAUGCUAACCUUACUGGACUUUAACUCUGUUAGGGCAUGUUGACAUCCUAGAGUUUUGGUGGGAGCUGGGAUUCAAACUCUGCUCACACCAAUGAGUUCUACGUAACAAUCGAUACUAUGCUCUCCCCCUGUCAGGAGAUAAAAAGUUCAUGAAACCAUUUUUGUCAUGUAAGCUGUCAGUCAAAGCCAGGAGAGGUGUGGCUAAGGCUGCAUAAAAAGGAACUAAAGUUAUUUAACUUCCAAAUAGCAGAGAAUUGAGCAGUAAGAGGGCAGCGGUGUGAUCUAUACACCAAAACAGUUUCAUUAAGCUACAGUUAUUUCAGUGCUUAUAGUGUCCCUUUAAAGGGUUUAGCAAAUGUGCUGUUAGCCAAACUGAAACAUGCAGUGGUUUAUAACUGAUCAAGAGUCUGGAUCUCAAUGAUAACGAUUUCAACUUCUCAUCCUAACCUAUUCAUUUAAUUAACUACCUCUAUGCCGCUCACAGCUAUUGUUGCAUUUAAUAUUCUCAUUACUAAACCACUUCUGAAAUGUCAUUUAUUUUGUUUACAUUGGAUCUUUCUUAUUAAAUUUCCCAUCCUCAGUUAUUUAGAGAAUGGACUCUUUCCACUUUUCUGCAAAAAUGCUUGCCGCUUGUAAUCACAUCCUUUUUCUGACAUUCCUCAACAAAUUUCAACAAUGAAAUCUGUCAUGUGCUCCAUAACCUUCUUAAUUUGCCAUAUUGGGGGAAGAAUUAAAGGACCACUAUAGUGCCAGGAAAACAUACUCGUUUUCCUGGCACUAUAGUGCCCUGAGGGUGCCCCCACCCUCAGGGACCCCCUCCCGCCCGGCUCUGGAAGGGGAAAGGGUUAAAAACUUACCUUUUUCCAGCGCUGGGCGGAGAGCUCUCUCCUCCUCUCCGCCUCCUCCCCCGCCGGCUGAAUGCGCACGCGCGGCAAGAGCUGCGCGCGCAUUCAGCCGGUCUCAUAGGAAAGCAUUUGCAAUGCUUUCCUAUGGACGCUGGCGUGCUCUCACUGUGAAAAUCACAGUGAGAAGCACGCAAGCGCCUCUAGUGGCUGUCAAUGAGACAGCCACUAGAGGAAUAGGGGAAGGCUUAACCCAUUCAUAAACAUAGCAGUUUCUCUGAAACUGCUAUGUUUAUUAAAAAAUGGGUUAACCCUAGCUGGACCAGGCACCCAGACCACUUCAUUAAGCUGAAGUGGUCUGGGUGCCUAGAGUGGUCCUUUAAUGCAACGCCUACUUGUUUUCAGUUACCAUAAAUGAUCACCUUUAUGGGAAUUUAUGAGAGAGCCUGAAUAAUAUAAAGAAAGUAGUAUUGAUAAUUUAUUAAAACGUGAAGGUAAAAAAUAAUUCCAUCUCUUUGGACUUGGAAACAUCUGCCAGUUCAUAAACUGUCAAUUGCAUCUGGAAUGGAGAAGUCGAUCCGUCACAUUUAUAUCUUUUAUCUUUACGGAGUACAGAAAAUCAUUUGUAUUGAUGAUGUUUUUUUCCUUUUUUUUUUUUUUUAAUUUCCCAGAACCCUCGGGACGCAGAUCCAAUGAGCAAAGUGCAAGCUGAGCUAGAUGAGACCAAAAUUAUACUGGUAAGAACUUUUAUUGUCACACAAAUUAGGUGAAGAACAGCAGAGAGUGAAAUGUGUUCUGUAUCCAAGUCAGAUGAUACAUUCAUGUCAGAGAUGUAUAUAAAAAAAAAAAAAAAAAAAUACUAUUGUGCAUCACCUACAUGUUUCAAGUUGGACAUUGAGAUCUUCUUGAGAUAUGCAGUUGAUGCAUAACAGUAAUGUUUGCAAUUGCACUGGGGUGUUUUAUUGUCUCACCACAUUCUUUUUUGUUACAAACAUUCGAAGUGUUCAUCGGUUUCUCUCUUUGCAGUAGUGUAAUGCUGCAUUUUAUAAAUAUUGUCAUUUGUGUUUUUGUUUUAAGCACAACACCAUGGAGUCAUUAUUACAACGUGGAGAGAAGCUAGAUGACUUGGUCAGUAAAUCUGAGGUGCUGGGAACACAAUCCAAAGCCUUCUACAAAACUGUAAGUGAUUCUAGAGAGAUGAGCUGUGAUGUUAGAGCUAUACUGUAUGUGGGAUGCUUGCAGAUUGUUAAUGCAGUGAAGUUUAGCAGGCUUCUUGUGAAUAAAUGUUGAAGUAAUAUAUAUAUACAGUAUCAUCAAAACAUGUGACAGUAUUUUGUGUCUUGAUGAACAAAGAGUCUGGCUAUUGUAUGGACAUAUAUAGAUGUGUAUGAUGUAUCUUGUAAGGAAGUUCUAAUUAAAGGGAAACUAAUGACAGGAAAACAAAGUUGUUUUCCUGGCACUUGAGUUCCCUACAGUGCAAUAAUUACCAUUGCGUGGUUAAGGGACCCUGGGACACUGUACCCAGACCACGUUAAUGAGCUGAAGUGAUCUGGGCGCCUAUAGUGUGCAUUUAAGUGGGGUGGAAAUAUCUGCUGUCUUAUGAAGUGAACACAGGGGAGAAAAAAAUUAGUGUAUUGUGAAAUGAAUACAUGGGGAGGAUAACUUGUGUCUUAUGUGAUAGACAUAUGGGGUUAGCUGGUGUCUUAUGAAAUAAGUGCAGAGGGCAUAGUCUGGGACUUCCAGAAUGGAUAAAUAUGGGGAUAAUUGACAUAGUUGGGCUAUAUUGAGGUUAGAACAAUUUACAUUAUAUGCAAUUUACGUUAUAGUGGAAAAACAUCUACUAUCAUAUAUAUAUCAAUGCUUUAUUAUUUUACCAGUAACAUGCUAUAACAUGGAUCAUCUCUGAAACACCAAUAAUUUGUUUGUUUCUUCUUCAUCCUUUUCCAGGCACGGAAACAAAACUCUUGCUGUGAGAUCAUGUGAUGCGAGUGCAGUGAAAAAGCUGAUUGAAGGAAAUGAACAAACACUAUAAUGUCAGGGGUGGAGCAGAUGUUCAGACACAACUAGACUUCUUCUUCUCCACCUUUAAAUAGACUGGGGUGCAGUUAGAAGCCCUACUGCCCUGGGUCAGUUUUUUCACUCCAAUGACAAUGAGAGGGGUCUAUUAACAUUGUGUGAUGCGUGUUAUAUUUUUAUUGCAAGACCCAUCCUUCACAAGGUUAAACCCCAACCAUCCAUCGCAGGCCCAGGGAUAAUAUGGAAUAAUCUGAUUACUUCCGAUUCCAUGGGAACAUUCCAUUUUUUGAUGUAAGCUAGCAGAGUAUCUUUGUAAACUGAUAAUGAACACGGUUUGCUAUUUAGGUCAAGCUGAUUAUCAAUAUACUGAUAAAUAACUGUGUGGCGAUGCAGAGCAUCCACAUGCAAUUAUGAUCUCAUUGUGGCACUCAUCAAUACAAAAUUUUAUAGUAAUCCCUUCUCUGUCAGAGGGGUAAGAUGUUGCAAGCUACCCUGGAUGCAAUGGAGCUCUAGCCUAACAGUAGUUAGAAAGGCAGGACCGAUCGAUUCUUUCCUGGAAUGUUCUGACGAAGGAACGUUUGAAUACAGCCUGCAAGAAAAAAACUUGGACUCCAAAAAGUAACCCUUAUACUCCUUAUGCAGAAGAGUUUAAUUAUUCUGUUACCACCUCAGCACAUCACAGGUCUCUAUUCAUCUCUGAAACUGGAUCUGCCAGCAAAGAAAGGGUUAAUUCUGCACCCAGAUCCUGUAUAGAUAAGUUAUUGUAUUUCAGUGUUUUAAUUCUAUGGUUCCCAUUCUCUAGUUAAACAAAAAAAAAAAAAUUCUUUCUGAAUUCUUUACCAUGACAUUGUAUUUUAUUAAAGAUAAUCUGAACUUUUCUGUACAAAAACGUGCAAAUUAAAUAUGAAAUAGAAUCUGCAAAUGUUUCCAAGUGUAGUUGCUUUUGCUUUAUAUAUUGAGACAUGGGAUUCCUCCCUGGAAACAAAGAUCUAUUUUUUUUGUUUUCUCCUUAGUCAUGUUUAAAAAAGAUGAUGCACAACAUUAUUUCUGUUUUAGUUAACCUGGUUAUGUGGUUACGUAUUUAUGAUCCAGAGGAUUAUUCACUAAAGGAUGAGUUUAGUGACCUAAACCCAUGUUUAAACUGAAAAUUGCUCCCAACCUGACUAUUUUGACCUGAGAUCUGUCAGCUCACAGCUUAGUGAAUAAACCCAACAGAUACAGAAAGAGAUUUUAAUAUAUAUAUAUAUAUAUAUGUGUGUGUUUGUGUAAUUAGUUCCAUUUUUAAAAUUGUCAUAAGGCUUUCUAAUAUAGUGAAGCAAAUGCUUUGGUUUUCAGAAGGUACUGGUAACAGUGAGCUGUCUGACAUAACAGCUUGGGAAGUGUGAGAUCUUUACCAUCUCGAUUGAAGAAAGUGCUAGGUGUAGAAGUCUGUGUGUGCUAUUACAGGUGUUAACUGUAAGUGGUACCUUUGUAAAUUGUCUAUGCUGCUUUUUAAUGUGGCCUAAUAAAACAUGCUUUUAUCAAAGACCAUUUGACAUUAGUCACAUGUUCUAGCAAUUCUACACUUUUGGUGUGGGGAUAGAAGAUUAUUGCUGUCACAGUGGGGAAACUAGCAUUAUUCUGAUUGGGAAUAUACACUCUGCUACAUGAGUUUUAGAUUAAUGGGACACUAUAGUCACCUGAACAACUUUAGCUUAAUGAAGCAGUUUUGGUGUGUAGAACAUGCCCCUGCAUUCUCACUGCUCAAUCCUCUGCCAUUUAGGAGUUAAAUCCCUUUGUUUAUGAACCCUAGUCACACCUCCCUUCAUGUGACUUGCACAGCCUUCCAUAAACACUUCCUGUAAAGAGAGCCCUGUUUAGGCUUUCUUUAUUGCAAGUUCUGUUUAAUUAAUAUUUUCUUAGCCCCUUCUAUGUUAAUAGCUUGCCAGACCCUGCAAGAUCCUUCUGUAUGUGAUUAAAGUUCAAUUUAGAGAUUGAGAUACAGUUAUUUAAGGUAAAUUACAUCUGUUUGAAAGUGAAACCAGUUUUUGUUUUCAUGCAGGCUCUGUCAAUCAUAGCCAGGGGAGGUGUGGCCAGGGCUGCAUAAACAGAAACAAAGUGAUUUAACUCCUAAAUGACAGUGAAUUGAGCAGUGAAAUUGCAGGGGAAUGAUCUAUAAACUAAAACUGCUUUAUUUAGCUAAAGUAAUUUAGGGGACUAUAGUGUUCCUUUAAGAUUUUCUAAACAGCUUCUACUUUUAACAGAGGACUGCCACCUAGUGUCACAGUUUGGAAAUGCACAUUUCUUAAUUUCACAUAAAUGGGAGUUUAACAACUAAAUAGUGAAUUUGAGUUGAAUAUGCAACAUGUAUUGUAAAAUUAAAGCAAGAAUGAUUACGCAUUUGGAAGCCAAAAGCAUAGCUUGUUUGGUUGUCAAUUCGCAAUGUACUCUUUUAUGAGCAAACCAUUAACUAGGAAGGCAGGUAGUAGUACCAUAUUGAAUAGAAUGGUACAGAUGUAGUCACAUUUCAGUAAGAAUUAGAAAGGCAGGUUGUCGCUCAUGUGGUUCCCUCUCAGUGCUACAGUGUCUAGCACUUUUAUGUGAUGGGGUUCAGCAACAUAUCAUCAGCUUUGUCAGAUACUCAUCCACAGUUUGCAUAAGAAAUCUCCUUAAAUAUCCAAAAAUCUGCCAAAAUAUCCAUGAGGGUUAGGUUUUACCCAACUCACUUUUGUAUAAUCAAAUAAUACAAAUAUUAGUGUUUUAUUUAUUAAACUGGAAAUUAUGGAAACUUACAAGGCAGUUGGGUUUUUAUUUGCAAGUCGGGUGUGUUUGUUUUUCCGAGAAGCUACUUUGGCAUGAAAUUUGCAGGUCUCCCUAGCAGGGUUUUAAAUUAAAGCCAAAAAGCUGAACUAAAAACAAAUAUAUUCUGUCACCUAUGCUUCCAUUUUGACUACCUUGAAUGUUGAUAUGCACUCUUAAUUCUCACUUUAGUGAAUAACCGUGUAUAAUAUAGUAUUUUCCAAUGGACCGUGUUACUGAUAUACUUUAGUGCAAGGAUUUCCAAGUGGUAGAUCUCUGUUUUGUAGAACAUUUAGACUGGCAAAGCAUAAUAAAAGUUGUAUUUCUGAUGAUAUAACAUUUUGGACACUUCUGCCUUAUGUCAAGGGUGAUAUUACCCAAAACAUGCAUAUCCUUAAUACUUCUAUAAUAAUUUAUUCAUAAGUGUUUCUAACGUGACUGCCUGUGCAUGGAAACACACAUAUUCCGAACAUAAAAUGAAAGACAUUAAUUACAUGGAGAGGUCUCCGCAUGAAAUCUUUUUUUUAAUUUUUUUUACCUGAUGGUAGAAUAUUAAAAAAGGAUAAUGCAUAUGUACUAUACAUAUAAUCUGGUAUAGGCAGAAAGUGGCAAGACUAAUUUUCUAUUACACCUGCUCAGAGGUACAUAUCUAGAUGGCCCUCACAAAAUCAUGGCACUGGACCUAUUUGGGGGAGAGCGCAAAGAGACCUCAAAUAUAUUGGAAUUUAUUCUCUAAUCUGUAAAGUGUAGUGAAUUAACAAUUGAAUGUUAGACCAAAAAAAAAAAAGUUUUUUUUUAAUUUUAAUCUCACUACUUUUAAUGUGUGGUAAUUGCAGCCCUGUAUAUUUUGUCAAGUUAUAAAAAAAAGUACAUGUAUAUUAUAAUGCAACAUGCAUUUUAUCGUAGUUUUUAUUUGAAUAAGAAGAGUUCCUGCAGUAAGUAACAUACCAUUUAUAAACAAGUUAUAUUUUGCUAGUGUGUGUGUGUGUGUGUUUAUUUGAAAGUUGGUGAUUGUGGAUUUUGAGUGAUUUUUCUAUCGCAUUGUAAUUGUGGUUUUCUUCAAU
Molecule: messenger RNA, 13984 nt
Organism: Pelobates cultripes (western spadefoot toad)
Lineage: Eukaryota; Metazoa; Chordata; Amphibia; Anura; Pelobatidae
Source: the annotation of a GenBank genome assembly